CAACCCUUCCCUUAAGCUAUUGGUCACAUGCUUCCCCAAAAGGCUUUGUAACACUUUCGAGUUGACCAGCUGUGCUAGCAGCGCACUCGCUCAGCAGACAAUGGACUUUGAGACGAGGAUCUACCCCCAGAUCGGGGGGUUCGGUCGCUAUAACCGCCUGGUAGCUGCUUUCACCUGGGUCCCCAGCUUUGCGGUAGCGCUGAGUCUCUGCUCCGAGCUGUUCUUCACGUCGGUCCCUGGAUCUUACCACUGUAAGCGGGAUCCGUCCUUGUUCCCAGCCGCUUUCCAGUACCGCAACCUGUCCGCACAAGAGCUCGUUAACCUCACCAUACCCUGGGCGAGGGAGACCGGGCUGAGUCGCUGUGAACUGUACAGGUACCCGGCGAAUGUCUCCAAUUUUACCAAGGAUCUCUCGGACGGGGUUGUUUCGUGUACCGUGGGUUGGGAAUACACGGAGGCGGCUGGGCUUGAGAGCAACUUUGUUACUGAGUGGGACCUGGUCUGUGACAGCUUCUGGAAAGUCCCUCUGGAACAAGUUUGCUUCAUGACUGGCUGGAUCUUGGGGUAUAUACUUCUGGGCUGUGUCUGUGACCGGCUGGGCCGGCGGCGGGUGUUCCUGUGUUCGGCGGUGCUCUCUGGGCUGCUGGGUUUUGGCGUGUGUGUGUCCAUCAGCCCCGCCAUGUUCCUGCUGCUGCGGCUCUCCCAGGGGGGCAAUCUGGCCGGUCUCUUCCUGUCUUCAUACGUCACCAGACUGGAGCUGUGUGACUCACCACACCGCCUCAUGGUCACUGUGAUUGGUGGGCUCCUGGCAGUGUGUGGGGAGCUGCUGUUGCCGGGGCUGGCGGUGCUCUGCCGUGAUUGGCCAGUCCUGCAGGCGGUGGUCACCUUGCCUCUUCUGAUGUUGCUUUCCUAUUGGUGGUGUGCCUCGGUCUUCCCCGAGUCCCCUCGCUGGCUGCUGGCCACGCGACAGAUCUCCUCGGCCAAGAGGGUCUUGCUGAGCUUCUCUUUGCGGAACCGCGUGUGUCUGGGUGAUGACAUCUGUGCCUCCGAGAACCUCCUGGCAGAGAUUGACCUGGUGUACACUGAAGACUGUCGGCCGCGCUUCCACAAUGUGUGCGAGCUGGCUCAUACUCGUGUCAUCUGGAAAAACUGCCUCAUCCUGGGCUUUACAGGGUUCAUCGGUGCGGGAAUCCAGUACUGCUUCACGAGGAAUCUGCUCGGCUUUCAGCCUCACUUCUACUUCAGCUACUUCCUGCGCGUGCUGGCGGGGGGGCUGGCCUGCGCGCUGCUGUGGGCGACCGUGAACCGGUUCGGCCGCCGCGGCAUGCUGCUGCUGUCCUCCAUCGUGACUGGCAUGGCCUCCCUCCUUCUGCUCGCCCUCACGCAGUACUUGAUGGAUGGCUUCAUCCUGGUCCUGUCCAUAGUGGGGCUCCUCUCCUCCCAGGCUAUGGCCAUGCUCAGUGUGUUCUUUGCAAGUGAGGUCAUGCCUACCGUGGUCAGGGGUGCGACCCUGGGGCUGGUGCUGGCCGCAGGUUGUGUCGGGCAGGCGGCCUCCUCCCUCAUGGAGCUGCAGAGCAACAGUGGUUACUUCCUGCACCAUGUGGUGUUCGCCUCCUUCGCCGUGCUCUCGGUGCUCUGCAUCAUGCUGCUUCCGGAGAGCAAGCGCAAGCCCCUGCCGGACUCCCUGAAGGAGGGCGAGAACCAGCGGCGCCCCCCUCUCUUCCUGUCUCGUGACGAGCGGGACAGCUUGCCCCUGCUGCAGGCUCGCCCCAGGCCCUCGGACUACAACCCCGACAACUACUCCCGCCUGGUCAGCGCCACCAAGAAGAUGCUGUCCAGAGACGCCCUUCCCUUUAGGAUGGCGGGGCCACUCCCUCCCCCCUUGCUGAGCAGGAGCAGGGACGAGCAGGCUGUGGACAAUGAGGACUCUUAAGCCUGAGGCAGAGUUUGUCUCCCUGUCAGGUUUUAUAAAGUACUACAGGAGGUGGAAAAGGAAGAACUCUGUAAGAAUCACUGUCAUCUCAGCACCCCGUUUCCUACUUUGAAUGAAGGGCCAGAAGUGAAGAAAAGGCUCUGAGGUGAUCGGUAGUUUCCGCCCAGUUUGGGGGGAAAAACUGCUUUGAACAGAAAAGGUUUCCAUAGCUGCAGGUGUUCAGUGUUGAGACUUCCACAACAACGGGAAGGCUGAGCCAGGCUGAAAACUGUAAUAGAACUCGGCCUCCAACACAUCAGGGUGACAUAGUCACCAAACCCACGGACCACGUUUUUGUAAGCCCAUUAAAUCAGGUGUUAUGUAAUAUGGGAAAGACUAUGGGUUACCACAGCUGAGUUAUGUAUUUCUAUGCCCUCCUGCUACUUUGAUGUAGCUUUCAUCUUGGUGGCCACCAGCAAAUGUUGCACUUGUUCCUCUCAAGUGUGUCUCUGCCAUUGCUGGGGGAGGGGAGAUCCCUGGAGCUGUCACUUUCAAAUGACUUGAAUAACUUUAACGAUGCUGGUCUUCUUUCACAUUUGUAUGUUGAUUUUCUUAAUCAGGAAUGCUGUUAUUGUUAUAUAGUUUUAUGGCAGUGAUGGAUUUUACCUCCCCCGAUGUGUGUAUUUUCAAAUCUGUUUCUGAUUGUCGUUCUUCGUUGGGUGAAACUUGAGUAAGCAUACAUGGCCAUCUUUAUUUUACAAAGGUCUUAUGAUAAAUUAGCUGUUCAGAUAAGGAUCUUAUGAAAUAGGCCAGUACUGUAGUGUGACCUGUGGCUUCAGAGUAUUGGCUUCUUUAUUGAAGGGUCCAAGUACUGAGGAUAGUUUGCAGGCAUCUAUUUCUGGGUAUUCACGUUUUCCAUUUUCUUUUGUAAUGCUGCUAUGGGAAUCGGUUAUGUCUCGGUCACAUGCCUGUUUUGUAAAGAGCUCCCCUUGUUCAUUAAGCUGUAAUCUCUAACCCAUGUAGCUGAAGUUAGAUGUUGAUGUUCUUCAUGCUUUUAGCUUUGUAAACCUUUGUUUUGUUUUCAGGGUAGGCUCAUGCUUAUCAUUUUAAUUUAAGAAACAUUUGUAACAGUAGGAAGAUGCACUUGAGGUGAGAGACUGCACAAACUAUCGCGGAGUGACAGACUUCUGAUCAGUCUCGUGGGAUUUGCACAGGAAACAUCAAAACCUUUCCAUGGUCCAUGAUUAUGUAGAAGACAUUAGUAACAAAAUGUAGCAUUCUUUUGUACUGUGACUUCAUUGGAAUUAGCCACUCCUGCUUUGUACUAGCAGAUUAUGUAGUGUAUUUAAGCACACUGGUCGUCCUCAAAGUGCUGAUGUUCAUUUGCCCUACUUUGCCUAUGGCGGCUGAUGAAAAGACAUUCACAGUUCACAAGAAGGAAUUUCAAAUGGCGGUUCAGUAGACCAUUAGAUCAGAGGAGACCAGCUCUGGUCCUCAAGGCCUCAAGUAGGUUUUAUAGGUCUCUUUAAAUCCGCAGCUUCUGAAGACCAAGGAAAGACUUCAGUUAGUCCCCAUUAAAUAAAUAAUGAGUUUAGUUAGGUAUAUGGGGCUUCUGCACACAAGAUGUGACCAACCUAAUCCAGCACAUUCUAUUUUAACACAGGUCAGAACUGAGAUAUGAAUACAGACACAGUAGAUGGCCCACAGAAAGUGUAAGGAAAACUAUCACAGGUACAAGUUUCUUGUGUAAGUUGUUAGUUUUUAGAAAUUAACAGGACGUUGAACAAAAAUAACUUGAAAAAAAUCAACUGUAACAGCUAUUUAUGUAUUUAAUCUAUGCAGAAUAAAACAUUACUCUUAAAAGUGAUUUUCCUCAACUUCUUAUUAAUUUGAAAAUAAUCCCUUACACAAAAUUUCUUCUAAUUGUAAUACAAUCAUUUUAAAACGUUUCUUUCUCCAACUCUGCCCACAGAUGUCAGCAAAUGUGGGAAUUAUAAUGUUUUGCAUUGACAGCGACUGUAGGAUAAUUAAAAAGGGAAUUUAUUUUGCUCAUGUGAAUAGAAUGUAAUGACAGCUUAAUAUGACGAAUUAUAAAAUAAAUGGCAAUGGAGAUAAAAACACUUGGCUCUUUCAGGUGAAAUGCUGUGACCUCCUGAAAGCUUAGUCUUAGUCCUCGCUCUGCUGAACACUGCCUCCAGUUAUGUUUCUGUACUUGUUCUGUGCUUGCAGAAAGGUUUUGUGUUUAUACCCAUGCAAAAGCAAUUCCUUUACUAUAAUAAUAUUUUUCUUAUUGUGCUUAGUUUGUAUAAUUUAAAU
Molecule: messenger RNA, 4228 nt
Organism: Lepisosteus oculatus (spotted gar)
Lineage: Eukaryota; Metazoa; Chordata; Actinopteri; Semionotiformes; Lepisosteidae
Gene: slc22a31
Product: solute carrier family 22 member 31
Biological process (GO): transmembrane transport
Molecular function (GO): transmembrane transporter activity
Source: RefSeq, a predicted model, not a curated record